Molecule: messenger RNA, 6540 nt
Organism: Ostrinia nubilalis (European corn borer)
Lineage: Eukaryota; Metazoa; Arthropoda; Insecta; Lepidoptera; Crambidae
Gene: cno
Product: afadin-like
Exons: 31
Coding region: 50-5035 (1661 amino acids)
Biological process (GO): signal transduction; regulation of protein localization
Cellular component (GO): adherens junction
Molecular function (GO): cell adhesion molecule binding
Source: RefSeq, a predicted model, not a curated record
GACACUACUGCUCUCCGUGGGCGACUCGGCGGCGGCCGUGGUGCGCGAGAUGCUGGACAAGUACGGGCUGUCGCGCCAGGACCCGCAGCACUACUGCAUCGUGCAGGUGGACACUGCUGACAACUCGGAGUACAUACUGGAUGACGACGAGUGCCCGCUAGCCAUCGUGAUGUCGCACCCCCACCAUAGCUCCAUCAUGUUCCACGUGCGGCGGCGGCCGGCGGACGCGCAGCCGCGGCGGCGCAAGAAGAAGGCGGCCGGCGUCGGCGGCGGCGGCCGGCCCGGCACCGAGCCGGCUCUGGUGGAGGUUGCCCCGGACGGAGCCACGCUCGAGAACGGCCGCCGGUUGCGCAUCACGGAUGUGGUUGAGAUCGGCUCCGGCAACGGCACCGCUCUCCAGCUGUACGGGCCGUCGAUCCAGCCGCGACACUGCGUGGUGGCGCCGGCGGACGGCGGCGGGUACACCGUGACGCCGCUGCACGCCGACGCGCACGUCUACCUCAACGGCCGCCGCGUCUCGCACACGCAGCGGCUGCAGGUCAGUGUGUAUCAGGCUCCGGCGACGGCGCCGCCCUCCAGCUGUACGGGCCGUCGAUCCAGCCGCGGCACUGCGUGGUGGCGCCGGCGGACGGCGGCGGGGCCGCCGCGUCUCGCACACGCAGCGGCUGCAGGUCAGUGUGUAUCAGGCUCCGGCGACGGCGCCGCCCUCCAGCUGUACGGGCCGUCGAUCCAGCCGCGGCACUGCGUGGUGGCGCCGGCGGACGGCGGCGGGUACACCGUGACGCCGCUGCACGCCGACGCGCACGUCUACCUCAACGGCCGCCGCGUCUCGCACACGCAGCGGCUGCAGCAUGGAUGCUUGCUUAAGUUCGGGCGCGUGUCCACUUUCCGCUUCGUGGACCCGAUGCAGGAGAGCAUCCUGAACAGGAACCUUUCGCAGUCGCAGCACUUCGGCUCCGGCUCGAUCUAUGACAGAUCCCCGACGUCGCCGGGCAGCAGCAGCGCGAUGUCGCCGACGUCGGUCGCGUCGCACGAGCCGCACGCCGACGCCAACGCGAACACCGCCGACGACUACUCGCGGACCAUGAGCCCCGUGUCGCAGGACACGUACUACCGCGACAACGACACGACGCCGCGCCCCUACCGCGACGCCGACGACAGCUCGAGGCAGUACCGCGACGAUGACGUGACGCCCCGCCCGUACAUGGACGAUAACGGCCAGAGGCAGUAUCGAGACGACGAUGGGUCCCGCCCCUACAAUAACAACACGCUGAAGCUCGACAGCGAGUCGCUGAUGAUGUCUCAACAAGUCAUCGGCGCGGUUGACGAUUACGCGCCCGACGAGCAGAGUGGCUCGGUCUACAACGACCAGGAACAAAAUGCAACUCCGAACAGAACCGCAAACUCUCAGUACAAAGACAACUACGAAACCACUUUCGAUCUAGAUGGAAAUGUAGAGACGAAAAGCAUUUGCAGCGCGAAAAGCGGCGGCUCAGGACACGACAACAGGAUGAGCGCGUCAGUGGGCAGCGCUACACGGCCGGGGCAGGAAGCCAUCUUGCCAGCGGUACUGGAGUUCCCGGAGCAGGGCCAGGCGCAGUUCCUGGCCGCCGUCGUGUCCAGGCUCGACCCGCACGCACCGGCCUUCAAGCUCGCACCCGUCUACACGCUGUACUUGUGCGCCAGAUAUCGUGCGUCAACCCACUAUCGGCCGGAGCUAACCCCCACGGAGCGGGCGCACAAGCUCACUGCGUUCCUGCACCACGUGGCCACUUUAAUACACGAAACUGUACAGCAACGAUGCAACGAUUCGGCAGCUCAAGCUUUCUGGAUGGCGAACGCUAGCGAAUUACUUCACUUCCUGAAAUGUGACCGACACAUAUCAUCGUUUUCAACGCAAGCGCAGGAUUUACUCCCUACAACUGUACAAAACGCCUUUAGUAACCUAGUGACCUGUUUCCAAGAGGAGUUAUCCCGAGCUCUAGCGACGCUCAGUAGUCCGAGCAUUACCGAUUCGACCGAAGCUACAGCGCCCACGCUGCAAACUCUAGCGGCUGCUAUGGUUCUGCUGCGACGCUGUCGGGUCAACGCGGCGCUCACGAUCCAGCUGUUCUCGCAUCUGUUCCACUACAUCAACGCCGUGUGCUUCAACAAGCUGGUGACGGAGGCGGGCAGCAUCAGCGCGCGGUGGGGCGGCGCGCUGUCGGCGCGGUUCGCGCUGCUGGCCGCGUGGGCCGAGCGCCAGGGGCUGGAGAUCGCCGCCGACUGCCACCUGGCGCGCACCAUGCAGGCCGCCCGGCUAAUCCAAGGCACGUACCGCACGGCAGACGAGGUGCGGGCGGCGCUCUCAGCCUGUUUCAAGCUCAACUCCGUCCAGGUUCGAGCGCUGCUCACGCCUCUGGCCUCGCCCGACAUAGUGGAAGCAGCUGUGGCCCACGCCCGUGCCUUGUCCGACGAACUGCACAGAUCUGAUGGCAGAGAGAUCCGCCUAGAAGAAAGCGUAUGGCUAGGCACGGGCCUCCUCAUACCGGGUGACGGGUUCAGCGCAGAAGUCGUCCGCGGUGUGCCUCCUGGACUCGCCGAGUUCGUUGCCCCAUUACAAAGGGGAGGGUUAUGUCGUCUAGCGCACCAACCGCACGCGAUCGGCGUGUGGACCGUGUAUAUGGGAGGCCACGCCCCCGCGAGACCGAGGCCCGACCCGAGGGUGCAUAUUAUACAGCUGAAUAAAAACUCCGCUGGGAUGGGACUCAGCAUAGUCGCUGCUAAGGGUUACGGUCAAAACAAGUUGGGCAUCUACAUAAAAUCAGUGGUGGCAGGCGGCGCGGCGGCGGCGGACGGAAGACUCGCGGCCGGAGACCAACUGCUGUCGGUCGACGGGCAGUCACUUGUCGGCAUUACCCAGGAAAAGGCGGCGGAAUACCUGAUGCGUACGGGCCCGGUGGUGACGCUAGAGGUGGCCAAGCAGGGCGCCGUAUUGCACGGGCUCGCCACGCUGCUCCACCAGCCCGCCUACAACAAGCAAGGAGCCGGCAGCGCGUCGGGCGUAGGCGGCGCGCGGCGCUUAUCGGAGCGGGACUUACCGUCGCGGCUGGCGGCCGAGCCCGUGAAGCCCAGCAAGAGCACGCCCGCGCUGCACCACGCCGCCCAGCCGCCGCACGCGCACCCCGCCUACCUGCAGCACAGUGCAACGUUGAACCCAUCGCAAACGUCGGGGCCUGGGUCGCCCAACGCGUGGGCCAACAAAUCGCGCAGCAGCCACAACUUAUCGGCGCCGCACGACGGCGGUUUCUACCAGAACUUAUCCACUGUGCACGCGUCCCACCACCACACGCUGCAAGACAGGUGGUCAUCGCUGCGUAGUUCAACGGGCAGCAAUCGUCCUCAAUCGGCGCACUUCUCGGCCGCCGCCGCGGAGCAAGCUCCGGAGUCACCGUUGCACCAACAGGUGCCAAACACGAUGACAGUGCGCGCGGCGAAGCUAGCAGAGAUGUCAGAAGAAGUUUCUAGGCGGAUGCAAGCACAGUUGCCGCUCAAGCCCGGCCAGCUGCAGCACUCGCCCGCCCCACAUCAACACCUCGCCCAGAACCAGCAUCUUGGCCAGAAUCAGCACCCUGGUCACCAACAUCCCAUGAACCAGCAUAACCAUCAACAGCAGAUGGGCAGCCAGCAGCAGCUCUUACAAGGCGCGCCGCAGCAGCCGCAGUCGCCGCCGCCGCACCCGCACCAGAACGCCAAGCCUUCGAGAUACGACUGGCACCCGCCUGGUCCUCCAUCGCCGCAAAGGUCGCAACCGCCUGUCGCUCCUAAACCGCAACAGAACGUUCGAAGAUCAGACAACGAUUUGGACGAACAAUUCCAACAAAUGCAGCAGAAUCAAACUACCGGCACUGUCCAACCGGAAGAUGAGCGCUACGUGGCGAGCGCGCUGGAGCCGCCGGCGGUGUCGGUGUACCCGGCGGGCGGCGGCGGCGGCGCGCGCGCUCAGCCCGCGCACAACCCGUGGCAGCGCGAGGAGCGCGAGCGCCAGGCCGAGGCGCGCCGCGCCGCCAACAGGGCAAGGAGGGACGCAACGAUCGCGCAGCUACUGUCUCUGGGUGCGGCGCGCACCAGUGUACAGAACCAACAACUGCGCGCGUUGCAGCUCGAGCGAGACUUCGAGCGCCGCGCCACGCAGCAGGACCAGGAGGACGCCAACACAGAAGGCGUCGCCGACGACGACCGCGACUCACCUGAGCCUACCGCCCGGCCGCAGCCGCCAUUUUCUCCGCCUUUACAUCACCAGCCGCCCCAGUCCCUCCAACUACAUCAGCCGCCUCAACAAAUGCAUCAGCACCAUCAGCCCCCUUCACAGCAUCAUCAGCCCCCUCAGCCACAUCAUCAGCCACCCCAGCCACAUCAUCAGCCACCCCAGCCACAUCAUCAGCCACCUCCACAGCAUCAUCAGCCCCCCCAACAUCACCAGCCGUCACCGGCGCCUCCUCAGGCGGCGUCGCCCGAGCCAAGAGUUCACCCCCAUCCGCCUAAAUCAAUACUCAAGACCAAUCGUACUGAUAUGUCUAAUGGAUAUGCCACGGAAGCGCAUGUCCAACCGCCGCAGCCGUCAUCAGAAGAGCGUCGCGCUACCGAGAUGUCUGCGAGUAUGUCGGCGCUGCACAUCGUUCCUGCCGCCGCGGCCGCCGGCCCGCAGUCGCCGGGCGCCGCGCCGCCCGCGCCGCCGGCCCGCGGCUCGUCCUUCGCCGUCAUGCGUUUCAUCGAAGAGGCGGAGAGCAUGCUGGCAGGGGGCGUGUCGCCCGCCGCGCCGCCCGCGCCCGCCGGCCACACGCCCGGCGUCAUCGGCGCGCAGGAGGUCUACAGAGACCCGCGCGCGCGGCGGCUGGCCGAGCAGCAGGCGCGGGCGCCCGCGGCGCCGGUGCCGGAGCAGCUGUCCUUCAAGGAGAAGAUGAAGAUGUUCGCGCUCGAGUCCGGCGAGCACUCCACGCCCAAGGACAAGGUGAAGAUAUCCCGCGCACAGCGGGACAUCGAUGCGGUCCACUGAUCAACGUAUGACAUAUUUUAACUCGAAUCGCUACAUCACUAAUGAUGGUACAAUUAUCACUCAAAAUAUUAUAGAAAUCGUAAGAUAUUAAUAUUGUAGCUGACGACGAAGUCUCCCGACAUUAUCACAGUAUUAAAUUAAUUACGAAAAAUAUAGGAAACAUUUGUCUCGCUGUUAUCGUCAGCGAGCCUCGCGUCUGACGCGAGAGAUCACGGUUGCGUUUGAACCCCGAACGAAAGGGAUCGAGCUUUAUGAAUCAAUGUAUGUACCGAGACCAAAAGAUUGCCUUCGACCGAUCAUAGUACCAAUUUUAAAUGUCUAUUUUUAAGCGUCUUUGCUUCGAACGAUAAUAUUUUUAUGAAUUUGGAGAUAAAUUUAUAUCAUGUCGCCUUAGCAGCUAGAGCAACUUUUAUUGUGAUUCGAUUAUAUCUACAGACCAUUAUUUGGUUAUACCCAAGAGAUAAUAUUUACAAUGAUUGUCAUGUUUUAUAAUAUUUAAUGUUGCAAUGGCACGUCGAGAUCGAUUUAUUAAACUUUUACACACGUGCCAUGACAUUAUUAUGACUAAAAUACCUACUGAUAUUAUUAUGUUUAAUAAUAAUAUAAUUUAUUGUCGAUGGACCAAUAUUGAAGGCCAUGCUGGUGGGUGCCUUUUGUAUGUUUAGUGAAUAAUUUCACAUAUCCUUGAUGUUUCCUAAACUGUGCUGCUCGUAUCAUUCAUAAUUUAUAUUUAUAUCUGAAGCUUCGUUACAUUCCAAAGAAUAUUCUAUAUCGAUUUCUACAUUUUAUAAGCAUUCCUAAUCCUCUUCCGAGUCAUCCAGUGUAAAGUCUAUGUGUAAAACACGAUGUUGAUGUUAAAUGUUUGUAUUUUGAACCAACAGAAAGCAAUAACUCAUUGUGACGCCUUUGUUGUAUAUAAAUACUAAGUUUUUUUUACAUAAAUGUAAGCACAUAUUUGUGCCAAAAUCGUAUACAUUGUGGCAAAGUAUGAAGAUCAUCUCUUAUUAAUUGGCAGCUGAACGAAUGUGUCGCCUGGUCACGACCCGGUGGUCAGGCUGUCGGCCGUUUCGUGUUAGUUAAUUUGCAACCUAUGGCACCAAUUAUUGUAUAUAAUGUAGGUAGUAAAAUCCAUAUAAUUAUGUUACGGUUUUGUACACCUGUUUGUAUAUGUACAUGUUUAUUUAAAGAAUAUAUCAUGACGAGUAAAGAGGCCUAUUCAGGUAGCUUAGUUUAGUUCCUGAGAAUGAUUUAAUGUUCUCAGUAUUGACCCAACGAUAGUCAAUUAGCGAAAGAUUGAGAUUUAUUUGUAGAAUGGAGUAUUAAUUAUUUUAUGCUAAGAUUGUAUAUAAUCACAAUUCAAUGAACAAUUAGUUAUAUAGUUUAAAUUGUAAUCUUUAGAAAUGUAAUUGAAAUAGCCUACAUACAUACACAGAUUCAUUUUAUCAUCAUUAACAUUAAUUAAUGUACUUCAUCUUUCGAGCAAAUAAAUAAAGUAACAUUACGAA